Molecule: messenger RNA, 483 nt
Organism: Suillus clintonianus
Lineage: Eukaryota; Fungi; Basidiomycota; Agaricomycetes; Boletales; Suillaceae
Product: CHAT domain-containing protein
Exons: 1
Source: RefSeq, a predicted model, not a curated record
ACAUCGCUCGAGGACAGUGAUGCGACAGUGCAAGGAGCAUUCGAUGCAUUGGGCCAGAAUCAGUGGCUUCACUUGGCCUGCCAUGGAAUACCAAAUCCAAAGGACCCAUUUGAAUCUUCCUUCGCAAUGCGCGACGGGCCUUUAAAGAUCAGGGAGAUCAUCCGAUCUCACUGGCAGAACCCGGAGUUUGCAUUCUUAUCGGCUUGCCAUACUACCGUGGGUGAUAAGUCGAGCCCAGAUGAAGCAAUUAAUCUCGCUGCGGCGAUGCAAUUCUCUGGAUUUCGCAGCGGAUUCGGUUCCAUGUGGACUGUCGACGACGAUGUUGCACGCCAGGUUGUUUCUGUGUUUUAUGAACAUCUGAUUGAUGGUUCGGGGAGAUUGGACUGCACGCGCGCUGCGGUAGCAUUGCACAAAGCUAUGAAAUCGUUGCGGAAGAAGAUUCCGCUGGAACAGCAGAUUGUGUUUGUACAUAUAAGUGUUUAG